Athene cunicularia (burrowing owl) is the source of this 969-nucleotide messenger RNA. Its product is annotated as olfactory receptor 51E2-like. Bases 13 to 969 code for a protein of 318 amino acids. The record is from RefSeq and is a predicted model, not a curated record. The transcript has a single exon. Gene Ontology annotation, biological process: G protein-coupled receptor signaling pathway. Gene Ontology annotation, cellular component: membrane. Lineage: Eukaryota; Metazoa; Chordata; Aves; Strigiformes; Strigidae. Gene Ontology annotation, molecular function: G protein-coupled receptor activity; olfactory receptor activity.
AGCCCACGUGCCAUGCCCUCCCCCAACAGCUCUGACCUCAGCCCACCCUCCUUCAUCCUGGCCAGCAUCCCGGGGCUGGAGGCGGCCCAUUUCUGGAUGGCGAUCCUCCUCUGCUCCAUGUACAUCUUGGCGGUCACGGGCAACUGCGCGGUGCUGUUCAUAGUGAAGACGGAGCCCAGCCUGCACGCCCCCAUGUACUUCUUCCUCUGCAUGCUGGCUGCCAUCGACCUGGCCUUGUCCACAUCCACGGUGCCCCGUGCCCUCUCCUUCUACUGGUUCAACACCAGCGAGAUCAGCUUCAGCGCGUGCCUUGUCCAGAUGUUCCUCAUCCACACCCUCUCGGCCAUCGAGUCCACCAUCCUGCUGGCCAUGGCUGUGGACCGGUACGUGGCCAUCUGCCACCCGCUGAGACACGCCGCCAUCCUCACCAACGCCGCCACAGCGAAAAUAGGGCUGGUAGCCAUGGCCAGGGGAGUUCUCUUCUUCCUGCCUUUGCCUUUACUCCUCCUGCCCCUUCCCUUCUGCAGCUCCCGGGUGCUGUCACACUCCUUCUGCCUGCACCAGGAUGUGAUGAACCUGGCCUGUGCCAACGCCACCCCCAGCGUGGUGUACGGCCUCACCGCCAUCCUGCUGGUCAUGGGCCUGGACGCCAUCCUCAUCUGCCUCUCCUACGUCCUCAUCCUCAAGGCUGUCUUGCGGCUGGCGGCGUGGAAGGAGAGGCUGAAGGUGUUCAGCACCUGCGUUGCCCAUAUCUGCGUGGUCCUGGUCUUCUAUGUGCCCCUGAUUGGGCUGUCCGUGGUGCACAGGUUUGGGAAGGACCUGGCGCCACUGGUCCAUAUCAUCAUGGGCAACGUCUACAUCCUGGUGCCCGCUGUGCUCAACCCCAUCAUCUACGGGGUGAGGACCAAGCAGAUCCAGAGGAGGAUCCUGAAUUUAAUUCAUAUAUACAGCGACAGAACUGCCCAGUGA